This is a messenger RNA of Cervus elaphus (red deer), 3893 nucleotides long. It is a transcript of the gene C15H1orf198, whose product is annotated as chromosome 15 C1orf198 homolog. The transcript is spliced from 4 exons. NCBI's taxonomy places the organism in Eukaryota, Metazoa, Chordata, Mammalia, Artiodactyla, Cervidae. The record is from RefSeq and is a predicted model, not a curated record. Bases 82 to 1059 code for a protein of 325 amino acids.
GCUCGGGCCGCUGGGCGGGGGCUGGGGCCUGGGCCAGGGCCCUGGCCGGGGCGGGGGCGAAGAGCUGCGGGCGGGCAGGGCAUGGCGUCCAUGGCGGCGGCGAUUGCGGCCUCGCGCACGGCCGUCAUGAGCGCGAACCGGCCUCUGGACGACCGGGAGCGGAAGCGCUUCACCUACUUCUCGUCGCUAAGCCCCAUGGCUCGGAAGAUCAUGCAGGACAAGGAGAAGAUCCGGGAGAAGUACGGGCCCGAGUGGGCGCGGCUGCCGCCGGCUCAACAGGACGAGAUCAUCGACCGGUGUCUGGUGGGGCCGAGCGCCCCGGCGCCGGGCGACCCCGAGGAGCUCGCGCGCUUCCCCGGCUUGCGCGGGCCCACGGGCCAGAAGGUGGUGCGCUUCGGGGACGAGGACAUAACUUGGCAAGAUGAGCACUCUGCCCCUUUCUCCUGGGAAACAAGGAGUCAGAUGGAGUUCAGCAUCUCCUCCUUGUCCAUCCAAGAGCCGAGCUGCAGCACCGCUGGCGAGGCCAGGCCACCAUCCAAAGCCCCUCAGGGUUCGCAGGCCCUCCGGCCCCCGCAGGGCGGCAAGUCCUCCAGCCUGGAUGCCCUGGGUCCUGCCUGGAAGGAAGAGGAGGCGUCCUUCUGGAAGAUCAACGCAGAGCGGUCCCGCGGGGAGGGCCCUGAGGCGGAGUUCCAGUCGCUGACCCCCAGCCAGAUCAAGUCUAUGGAGAAAGGGGAGAAGGUCCUGCCGGCCUGUUACCGGCAGGAGCCGGCGCCAAAGGCCAGGGAGGCGAAGGUGGAGAAGCCCAGCAGCCUCCGCCCGGAGCAGCGGGCCGCUCCCAGCAUCAGCGCGGAGUGUGAGAGGCCCCCGCCCGCCCAGGCCUGCGCCAGCCCCCCAAGCGAAGCCGGCCCCUCUGGGCCCGUGGGAAAGACCCCCUCUCCUGAGGCCAUGGAGGCUGCAGAGGACAUGGAGGAUGCUCUCUUCCUGGAACCCGUGCCUGCACAGGUCAGCUCAAGUAAUGUCAUCUUGAAGACAGGAUUUGAUUUUCUGGACAACUGGUAAAGUGGAUUAGACAGAACAAACAAACCAAGAAUCCCCAAGUGUUUUCCAAAGUGGUGUGGUGAAGGGGGAGAUUAAACAAAAGGGCAGCAUUCCCACUCUUUCCAGAAUCAUUUGGAAGCUGGUUAAUGUUGCCUUGGCCAGCUCUCCAGAUUUUUCCCUUUUUGGUAAGACCAGAUAUCUGUGCUAUUUUCAACAAUUUGAUAACAGAAGUUUUACAUUUGGAAUUUUUAAAAACUUAGGAAUUCAGUAAAUCUUAAAAAUAAAAGCUGUGCUCUAGCUCUACCCAAUUUUCCCCCUCCUUCGAGAAAGAAUUUUCUCAACCAUGUCAUAAAAAUCAUAGAGUGAUUCCCACCUCGUCUCUGUCCCCACCCUUUUAAAAAUGCACGGGGCUCCUUUUGACGGGUGGCUGUUGAGGAUGUUCUCAGUAGUCAUGGCGCUGGGCGCCCGGUGUGACCAUGGGGAGACCUGCCUGCCCCUGAAGUCCACACCCACAGCCCCAGCUGUCCGGCUUCCGGUGUGGAAGCCACGCCUCUUCCUCUGCGGAAGCCCCGCCUCUGUAUCACGUGCCACCCUUCACUCCGCAUCACUUCCAGGAAACGGAUCAUGGGCACGUGGCAGAGGUCGUCUUUAAACUGCCUGCCAUGCUACUUACUCAGACUUCAUCUUUAACAAGUUGCAUGUUUUAAAGUUUUGUAUUAACUUUACAUGAUUUUGUAUCUAGAUUUAGCAGUUAUAGGGCUACUGCUUUUCUUGGGUUUGUACCAGUUUCCCCUUGGAAGUUCUUUGCUACUUUCCUGACCUUUUAGGUGUUUCCUGUCCUGGGCAUCUGCAGGAGUCAGGGCAGAUGACAGGCAUUGCUGGAAGGCCAGGUUCUUCUGAUUAGUUGCGUUGGAACCUUCUGGCGUGAAGCUGGCAGGGGCAGUGCAUGUCCUUCAUCCCACGGACUGGUCAAGCUGUGUCACGAUGGACCCUCCCUCAAUCCUGACCACCAACAGAAGUGCAGUCGUUUCUGCAUGGCCCCAGCGGCGCCCCCUGGAGACCUUCGUGGUCAUGGCAACAGCAUCUCCUGGACGUGGACUUGGCUGCCUGCUGUGGUCUCUGCUGCCGGGGGAGUGGGGAGGGGGGCGGGUUAGGGCAGCUCUGAGCCUACCCAGAAGGGCAAGGUGUCCUUCACCCAAGAUGGGAUGGCGUAGGGUCAGAGGAGAGCCCUGCCCAGUGACCCCGAGUGCUGUGAGCCUGUGUUCCAUGCCCUGGCGUGGUCUCCAUGUUGCCUCUCACUGUGUUCUCACCUGACGCCUUAAUCCCUGCAAAUCCUGCCAGUGAGCACCUGAUUUCAGUAUCAAAGUGUAUCUUUUUAAAAUGCCUUUCUGUUUCGUAUGACAUUCUGAAAUGAUUUCUACAAUGUUUUAUCAGGCUCCAAGGUAAAGCACAUGGCAACUGUUUUUUUUCCCAGAAAGUUUCUGCCAAAACUGUGGCCUAGCCAACUUUUGGUUUGGCUUCUGCCAAUUGCAUUAUGUCUCUAAACCUCAUUUGGCUCCUUGGGGUCUUGAGUUUGACCUUCCUCCUCUGGUGACUGACUGUACUGUGGUGAAUACAAGUUCUUUCUGCCCUGUUUAAGUAGAGUUGAAACAUUCAAGGGAAAAAGGUUCCUAGCAUGGUGACGAGGGGGAAAGAAUGCUAGAAAUCCCAGCUACAAUUGCACAGCUGGGUACCAGCCCCACAGGUCAGCCACUGAGCUUCAGAGCUGGGCUUGCCACCUGUCUCCACUUCCAGCUUUGAGCACAGUGGACUGUCUUAGAACCCAUGCUUGAAAGCAGGGUCAGCUUAAGAAAAAAAGAUGUCCAGAAGUUGCAUUUCUUAGUGUUGGCAUAUCAAGAAAGAAAGAUCUGUGUCGUGGGACAGUUAGCCAAGGUGAUCUAUCUGUUCUUAUGAGAGAGAACUCUAAUUUCUUUUCCACUUUCUCAUAAAACCCAGUAUUCCCAUCAAGUUCUCCUGGUAGCUGAGGAGAUUUGGGGAUUAUUGAAAGGUUCUGCCUCUCUUAUCAUCAUCUGGGGUCCAGUACCCAGUGAAAUUCAGGUCUCUGUAACAAUGUCUAAAGUUUCAUAAAGGUACAGCCUCCUGAGAUUAAAUGUAAAAUCACUGCUUGGGAAAUCCUAGAGGGAGUCCUGAAAUUGUAUUGCUUUGCUUUGCAAAGUAAUAAAACUUAAGAGGGAGAGGUGAUGGCCUGAACACAUGCUCAUGGGUCACCAUCCUGCCUGAACUGCAGAGUCUCCCCUUAACCCUGGGCAGUCCAUGUUAAGAUGAUGCCUUUCACCAUCCUCCUGGGAAUCUAUGUUUGGUGUGUCCAAGUAAGGGAAAAUUGAACUCACGUUUGCCACCUUUUUUUUUUUUUUUUGCCACAUAUAUCAAGAUGGCAUUUCUAAAACCAGACAUUUGUAUUAUUUUAAAUAUUCACACUUUUCAGUUGAAGCCUAAUGUGGUUUUGCAUCCUUCCUUCUUCAUCCUGGCCACUCUGUCGUCUGCCCCUGAGUUUCAGCUCAAGGAUUCAGUGUCUUGCUUUGGGUGACUGUAACAGCAAAAUCUCCACCAGGAAGUUAGAAACCAGUCUCAGUUUCUUUCACUUGGGAUCCCUCCCCACUUCUACCCUCUGGGUUUAGGGGUGUCACCUGCUUUGGGAACAGUGGGGCAUGGCACCCAGCCCCAUUGCACCCCUGUGGGUGUCAGAACAGCCUCUUCUUUGAUACACAUUUUCAAAAAUGAAAAAUUCUUACUGACUACUUGUACCUUGGUUGUAUUUUGUAUUAACAGCCUUUAAUAAAGCCAUUUAAAAUUUG